This is a messenger RNA of Choloepus didactylus (southern two-toed sloth), 1923 nucleotides long. Its product is annotated as transcription initiation factor TFIID subunit 4-like. The record is from RefSeq and is a predicted model, not a curated record. Gene Ontology annotation, molecular function: protein heterodimerization activity; RNA polymerase II general transcription initiation factor activity; DNA binding. Gene Ontology annotation, cellular component: transcription factor TFIID complex. NCBI's taxonomy places the organism in Eukaryota, Metazoa, Chordata, Mammalia, Pilosa, Megalonychidae. Gene Ontology annotation, biological process: transcription initiation at RNA polymerase II promoter; DNA-templated transcription.
UUGAACCUCACCAACAUUCAGAACUUUCAGCUGCCCCCAAGUAUGGUCCUCGUGUUCAGCGAGAGCCGACAGCUGCUACUGAUCCCAUAGCAGGCCUUGGUGCAGAUGCAGACCCAGUACCACGCACAGGUCCCGCGCCAGACCACAUGCCCCCGCCCUGCGACCCCCACAGCGCCCCUUCCGUGCAGAGCUCUGCUGUGCAGUCCCCCGGGACUCCACCGUGCAGGCCCCAUUAUUGCAUGGCAGGUGACACCGACCACCAACAUCAAGCAGGUGUCUGUGGCCCAGAAGGCAGUGCAGCUGCCGCGUGCACCUGGGGUGCAGCCUCAGCUUGUUCCCGGUGGCACGACACAGGCAGCCUCACUCCGGACAGCAACGCCUGUGGAGACGCUAACACCUCAGCGAACGGUCCCUGGAGCCUCUGCUGCUGCCGCCGAAACCAUGGAAAACGUGAAGAAAUGUGAACAUUUUCUAUCAGUGUUAAAAAAACUAGCUUCAUCUGGUAAACAAUCUACGGAGGCAGCAGCUAACGUGAGAGAGCUAGUAUAGAAUUUACUGGAAGGAAAAAUCGAAGUAGAAGAUUUCACUAGUAGAUUACACCAAGAACUUGAUUCUUCACCUCACCCUUACCUUGUGCCUUUCCUGAAGCGUUGCCUGCCUGCCUUGAGACAGCUGACCCCGGACUCAGCCGCCUUCAUCCAGGAGAGCCAGCAGCAGCCUUCGACCUCCCCACAGCCCACCACGGCCCUCAUGUCGGUGGUUCCGGGCGGCUCAGUCCAGCACACCCCCGGGAAGGUGGCGGCGACCGUGACCGGCGCGCUCCAGCCGCCCGUCGUUAGCCUCACACAGCCGGCGCAGGUCGGCGAUGGUAAGCAGGGGCAGCCUCCGCCGCUGGUCAUCCAGCAGCCCCAGAAGCCAGGAGCCCUCAGCCGCCCUCCGCAGGCCACGCUCACGGAGACGCCCACGAUGGCGCUGCAGCAGCCACAGGGCCUCAUCGUGCUCAGGGCGCCUCAGCCGAUCCAGCUGAGCCAGCUGCAGCCGGGCCCUGUGGUAAAACCUGCUGUUUUAUCUGAAACCAAAGCUCUUUCUACCGUCUCAGCACAAGCAGCUGCUGCACAGAAAAAGAGACUUAAGGAGCCCGGGGGAGGUUUGUUUGGGGAUGACGACGACUUAGACGACGACAUUUUCGACGUUGCCUCGAUGGCCGGGGUAAGCUUGUUAGAAGAAAGUGCGAGAAUAUUAGCCACAAAUUCCGAGUUGGUGGGCAUGCUAACGAGGUCUUGUAAGGAUAAGACCUUCCUCCUCCCGGCUCCUUUACAAAGAAGAAUAUUAGAAAUAGGUAAAAAAUACGGCAUAAAGGAAUUACAUCCAGAUGUAGUAAGCUAUGUAUCACACGCCACACAACAAAGGCUACAGAAUCUUGUAGAGAAACUAUCAGAAGCGGCUCAGCAAAAAAAGUUCUCUUACAAAGAUGACGACCGCUACGAACAAGCCAGCGACGUCCGGGCUCAGCUCACGUUCUUUGAGCAGCUCUAUCAAAUACAAAAGCAGAAGAAAGACGAGCAGGAACGAGAAAUCCUGAUGCGAGCGGCAGACUCUCGACCCAGACGAGAAGAUCCAGAACAGUUCAGGUUGAAACAGAAGGCGGAAGAAAUGCAACAAGAGCUGCCACCGACGAGGCAGCGAGAUGCCAAGUUCACUGCGCUGGCAGCAAUCGGGCCUCAGGAAAAGAGGAGAGUGAAUUCUCCAGGGCGGGAAACGGGAACAGAGGAAUCGGGUCCAGGCAGCUGUGGCGUGGAAACCCCCAGCCAACUCAUUCAACAAAGGGUCACACGGGUCAACCUCAAGGACCUCAUAUUUUGUUUAGAAAAUGAGCUCGAGACAAGCCAUUCGCUAUUGCUCUACAAAGCGUUGCUUAAGUAA